GGUGAACAGAAUUCAACCCACCAGCAGCGCCCCUGCAGCACUCUGCGCCUCUCUCCACUCCAGGGAAGGUUAGCACUGUCAUGGAGGGCUUUACCUGUGGACUGUGGCUGCUCACCUUGCUGCUGGGAUGUGGGCGACUAUCGGCGUUCAACCUGGACACCGAGAAUGUGCAGCGGAAGGCCGGGGACCCCGGGAGCCUGUUCGGCUUCUCUCUAGCCAUGCACUGGCAGCUCAACCCGCAGAACAAGAGGCUGUUGCUGGUCGGAGCACCAAAAGCAAAAGCCUUAAGUGGUCAAAAAGCUAAAGUGACAGGAGGACUCUACAAAUGUGACAUGAGCUUAUCCACUCCUGAUUGCACAAGAGUCAUCUUUGACAAUGAUGAGGAUCUAAGCAAAGAAAGCAAAGAGAAUCAGUGGUUGGGAGUGACGGUCAGCAGUCAGGGACCAGGUGGCAAGGUUUUGACCUGUGCCCAUCGCUACCAGAGGCGGAAAAAUGUGAACUCAAACAUUGAAAACCGCGACAUCAUUGGCCGUUGUUAUGUGCUGAGUCAGGACUUAACUAUUAAUGCUAAAUCAAGUGAAGACGGAGGCAACUGGCAUUUUUGUGACAACCGGAAUAGAGGGCAUGAGAUGUUUGGUUCCUGCCAGCAGGGCCUCUCUGCUACAUUCGACAAAGACUUCCACUACCUCAUUUUUGGGGCUCCUGGAGCUUACAACUGGAAAGGUGUGGUACGCUUGGAUCAAAGGAAUGAGACUUUCAUAGAUUUGGGCAUCUUUGACGAUGGGCCAUUUGAGGCAGGUGAUGAGGUUGAUAAGAAUCCAAACCUGGUCCCAGCUCCCGCCAGCAGCUACAUGGGCUUCUCUUUGGACUCAGGGAAAAGUUUGACCAAGAAGGGCCAGUUGACAGUGGUGGCAGGAGCUCCCAGGGCAAACUACAGUGGAGCGGUGAUCCUACUGAAGAAGGGCGGAGACACAAGCAGGAUCUUGGUAGAAGAGUACAUCCUGGAAGGGCAGGGACUAGCUUCGUCUUUUGGUUACGACGUGGCUGUUCUGGAUUUCAACAAGGAUGGUUGGGAGGACAUAGUGGUGGGAGCCCCCCAGUACUUUGAGAAGGAUGGAGAAAUUGGGGGAGCUGUCUAUCUUUACAUCAACAAGGCUGGAAAGUGGAACCAAGUCACGCCCAUUAGAAUGGAUGGAUCCAUGUACUCUAUGUUUGGCUUAGCUGUGGAAAACCUCGGGGAUAUCAAUCAGGAUGGCUACCACGAUUUUGCAGCGGCAGCUCCUUAUGAAGAUGAUGGUGCCGGCAGCGUUUACAUUUACCAUGGAUCUGCUGCAGAACAAACGAAUAAAAAAGCUGCACAGGUGCUGUCUGGUAAGCCUUUGGGAGUGAAGCUGUUUGGCUACUCUUUGGCAGGCAAUAUGGACCUGGAUGGUAACUCCUAUCCAGACCUGGCUGUUGGAUCACUCUCAGAUGCCGUUUUUCUUUACAAAGCCCGGCCAGUUGUCAGCAUUCAGAAGGAAAUCACUUUCAGUCCAAACAAAAUCGACCUUACGAACAAGAACUGUGGAAACACUUUCUGCUUGGAAGUGAAAGCAUGCUUCAACUACGAUGCUGUCCCAAAGAGUUAUUCUCCCAGUCUGACGGUGAAAUAUACCCUUGAAGUGGACGCUGACCGCAGGAAGAACGGUCUCAUACCCAGGGCAACUUUCAUGGACUCCUCCGGUUCUGAUCUCUAUAAGUCCACUGGUAUCCUUUCCAUGGACACAAAAGGAAAGCAACAGUGUGUUACACGAAAACUAGCCAUGCAGGAAAAUAUCCGAGACAAGCUGCGUGCCAUCCCCAUCGACGUGUCUGUGAAUAUCCAGAAUACAAAACGUAAACGCAGACAGAGUGCAACAUCCCAACCCUCACCUGUCCUAGAUGCCAAAGAUCAAAACACAACUCGACAAGAGGUGGCGUUUUUAAAAGUGGGAUGUGGCAGCGACGAUGUGUGUCAAAGCAACCUGCGAGUGAAAUAUCAGUACGGCUACAAGACACCCAACCAAAAUGCAUUCACUCCAUUAGAACUGGAGGACGGUCUGCCGACACUCUCCCUCAGCAACCAAAAGGAGAUCGCCUUGGAGGUCACGGUGACCAAUGAAAAUGGAGAGGAUGCAUACGAAGCACUGGUGAUAGCAAACUUACCCCGCUCCUUGUCCUACUCUAAUUACGAGGAUUUAUCAGAUGGGCCGCCAGUCACCUGCAAUGCAAACAAAGAUGGUACAAAGGUUGACUGUGAUUUAGGAAACCCCUUCAAGCGUGGCUCAAAGACCACCUUCUACAUUAUUUUGAGCACAUCUGGCAUUUCUCUCGACACCACUGAACUGGAGACUGAACUUCAGUUAAACACGACGAGUAACCAGCAGACUCUAGCUCCAAUUAAAGCAAAGUUAAAGGUGGCUAUCGUGUUGCAGCUGUCCUUUUCAGGACAAGCCCAACCAUCUCAGGUCUACUUUACUGGAGAUAUUAAAGGUGAGUCGGCCAUGAAGACCGAAAGCGACAUCGGCAGUGCAAUCUCAUACAAGUUCAGAAUUAUUAACCUGGGAAAGCGACUGACAGAUGUUGGAACUGCCACCCUUCAAAUCGAGUGGCCAAAGCAGGUGAGCAAUGGAAAGUGGCUGCUCUACCUGAUGAAGAUUAACACCCCAGGCAUGGAUACAAUAAAAUGCACAACAGGAGAAGAGCUCAACCCACUAAAAUUAGAACAAGGUAACACCAGAACAAGGAGAGAAGCAAGAAACAAGGAGGAAGGAAUCAAGGCCACUCUUUCUCGUUUAACUGAGGGCAAAGACUCUAAAAUUUUGUCUUGUGGCAACGGGGCACAGUGUGUGACGAUAAAGUGCCCCCUGGGGGACCUGGACAGUAAUGCAGACAUUAUUCUUUACUCUCGUCUCUGGAAUAGCACAUUUCUAGAGGACUAUUCAAAGUUACACCACGUGGAGGUGAUAGUGAAGGCCUCUCUGCGCGUUGACAGCUCAGCAAAGAAUACAAUGCUGCAGAAUGCAGAGACAGAGGUAAAGCUGACUGUGUUUCCUGAGAGACGUUCUGCUCACUACGGAGGAGUGCCAUGGUGGAUCAUCUUGCUGUCCAUCCUGUUUGGCCUGCUGCUACUGGGCCUGCUUGCUUACCUUCUUUGGAAGUGUGGCUUUUUUAAGCGCGCCAAACAUGAAGACAGGGUUCCCAGUUACAGUGCGGUUCGGAUCAGGCGGGAGGCGAGAGCGGUAAAUGCUCCGAACGACAACUGGGACAAGGUGGAAAGGAAGCCGUGGAUGACAACUUGGCACGACAAGGAGCAUUAUUCGUAACAGCCAAAGAGAUCUGGCUGCACAGCAUCACUGUCGCUUAUAGAUGAACUAAAAGUUUCCCUAAUUUUUGCUGCCCUGCUUUUGCACAUCGAGGACUGUAGAUAACUAAAUCAUCUGGAUUUUAUUGUUUUUUCUGUUUUAAGAUGAAAAACUGGAUCAAACAAACUUUCUCGGGCAAGGGCUGAAUCAUUCUUAAGCUGUGUGUAGGAGACGGUUCUGCACAUCUGAGUUUCUGAAGCUUUUUGGUACACGCAGCGCUGACUGGGGGCUAAGUGGGUAGAAAUGUGUGUUUUGUACAUUUGAAUGUUUUAAGUUGUUUGUAUUUAUUCUUGCAAGGAGUAUUUUGUUGCUUUACAAGACCAAAGAGUAAUGAAUGCCCACAAGGCAUAACUAGAACAGUUUUAGCUUUUUAAAUGUGAAUUCCUAAAAGAUGAUAAUUAACUGACCCAUCCUGCAAGUUUAUGAAAACUUGCUAUAGAUUUUAAGUAUGACACCAUCAAUGCCUUCAUGAAUAAAAGUUUUAACAGA
Nothobranchius furzeri (turquoise killifish) is the source of this 3872-nucleotide messenger RNA. RefSeq names its product integrin alpha-6. Gene Ontology annotation, molecular function: integrin binding. NCBI's taxonomy places the organism in Eukaryota, Metazoa, Chordata, Actinopteri, Cyprinodontiformes, Nothobranchiidae. The record is from RefSeq and is a predicted model, not a curated record. Gene Ontology annotation, cellular component: integrin complex; external side of plasma membrane. Gene Ontology annotation, biological process: cell-matrix adhesion; leukocyte migration; cell adhesion mediated by integrin.